This is a messenger RNA of Microplitis demolitor, 2059 nucleotides long. Its product is annotated as ubiquitin-conjugating enzyme E2Q-like protein 1. The transcript is spliced from 3 exons. The coding region runs from base 715 to 1512 and encodes 265 amino acids. The record is from RefSeq and is a predicted model, not a curated record. NCBI's taxonomy places the organism in Eukaryota, Metazoa, Arthropoda, Insecta, Hymenoptera, Braconidae.
GUUGGUUCUUGCUCUGAUUGUGAUUCUGGUAGUGACAUUUAAAUAUUGUAAUUUUAAAAACACUGAAACAAUGAACACAAAGCGAAAGCAAAAGCAUACAAAAUAAUCGAUACUGUCGUCUCCCACCAGAGUUUAAAUCCAACUGAUGUGGAGCUUGCUCGUUACGUGUAGUCGGAAUAUAGAAUUCAAGUAUCAAAGCUUCAGCUUCAGCUCCAGCUUCGGCUUUUACUUCGGGUUCGGGUUCGGCGGUAUCGCAUACAUGUUGUCCCUUUUUCUUUUUAAAAAAGCACACUGUCAGUGAGUUUAUUGUGCUCCCGUGGUGGUAAUUUUUACUUACACACUUAAACAUCCGGCAGUCUCUUUCUUUUGUCCAUCUGUAUGCUGAUACUCACCACUCAGUGACUGGUGCUAGUGAUGGUGGGUGCUGGUGCUGGUACUGCUACUGAUACUUAGUAUGUGUUCAAUGAGUGCUGUGCCGGAGACUGCGCGGCUCUUUAUUCAUCCUCGACACUAGACACAGACUCUUCUGCUCAUGUCUUAUCAUCACUCCAGUACGUGACAACUCGUCUUGUCUGCUGGAGUUUUACCACUCAUUUAUUUUCAUUAUUUUAUUAUUAUAUUAUUUCAUAUUUUUUUAGAGUUAUGGAUUUUUUUACUCAUAGAUUAAACUAAAAUAAAAGAAGAUUGUCAGGAAAAUAACAAAAAUAAAAAAAGAUGACAACGAGAUCAAAGGAAAAAGUCGUGGCGGCGUUUAGAAAAAUAUUCAGAUCCUCGGACAAAAUAACGAGUCACCACAACCAGGAGGAUGCGAGCAGCUCGACGAAUUCCCCUCGCAGGCUGCUGGGUCGGCACCGGCCCGACGCGGUGACUCCAGCAGAAGCCGGACAUCUCAAAGAAGACCCGGGGACCAGCGCGCUUCAGGUACACAGGCUGUGCACGUGCAAGUCCAAGAAGAGCCACCUGGGAAACUGUCCCGCGCAGACAGGAAUCCCCGAGCGCGGGGUCCGGCUCAGAAGGCUGAUGAAGGAGCUCACAGAGAUACAAAAAUCUCAACACCAGCGAGACGCGACUUUCACCGCGGAGUUGGUGAAUGACAAUCUCUUUGAGUGGCACGUGAGGCUCCACAAAAUAGAUCCGGAAAGUGAGCUUGCUGGGGACAUGAGGGAACUUAAUAUUCCGCAUAUUUUAUUACAUAUUACGUUUCCGGAUAAUUUUCCAUUCGCGCCGCCUUUCAUGCGUGUUAUAUCUCCGAGAAUAGAGAAAGGUUUUGUUAUGGAGGGCGGUGCUAUUUGUAUGGAAUUACUUACUCCGAGAGGGUGGGCAAGUGCAUACACUAUUGAAGCUGUUAUUACUCAAUUUGCUGCUAGUAUAGUUAAAGGACAGGGUCGCAUUGCAAGAAAGCCAAAAACAAACAAAGAAUUCAAUCGCCGGUCAGCAGAAGAGUCAUUUCGAAGUCUGGUAAAAGCUCACGAAAAAUACGGAUGGGUGACACCGCCGCUCGCAGAAGGUUAAAGCGAAAUUCCACAUUCACAUCCCAUUUAAAUAAUUAAUUAAAUAAUAAAAAUACAUACUAAGCAGGUAAAUAACCUGGGAUUGGUCCAAGCUUCCUCGAACCCUUUUAAAACAACCAGAAAAAUUUUUAAUCACCAAUUGACGCGUUGCUAUUUUAUUCCUCUUAUAUAUUAAUAAUAAUAAAUAAAUAAAAAUCCAUACAGUACAUAAAUAUAUAUUUCUAUAUAAUCAUUAGCGUUAAUAAUGAAAAUAUUUAAGCCACGUUAUCAUUAAAUUUUAAGUAAUUAAAAUUUUAAAAACCAUUAUUUGUUAUUUUUAUUUUUAAUUAUUGAACUUUAAUUGUUGAAAAAAGAAAAAUAUUUGAAUUCAAAAGUGAUAUUAAUGUUGGUUAAUUAAAAUGUAUGAUCAUAAGCUCAUAAAUUGACGAUAAUAUAAAUAUAUAUAUAUAUAUAAAUAUUUACGACACCGGUACAAUGUUUGUUGUCUUUCAAUCAAAAAAUAACAUAAAUAAAAUGAAAACAUAAUUAAUUGCUAGUCAUGCUAUUGU